This is a messenger RNA of Prorocentrum cordatum, 2472 nucleotides long. Lineage: Eukaryota; Dinophyceae; Prorocentrales; Prorocentraceae. The record is from the annotation of a GenBank genome assembly.
GUCGAUCGGUCGGUCUGCUCACAGGCACCACAGGUCGGAGCGCAUGGCCCUAGAUGGAGAGGAGGCGAUACAACAGGGAGGAGGAGGGACGAGGGACCGGGAGCGGGGAGAAACGAGAGAGAAGGGGAAGUGCUGCCGCGGCCGAAGGCGGAGGGCGCCCGAGAGAGCACGGGAGCCUCCCGAGGAGAGAGCGCGGCACGAGCAGGCCAGAGGACGAACGGUGCGAACAGCCAGUGGCCGACACGGCAGACGGCCGCUCUCGGCCGGAAGGGCUCUCGGCCAGCUCCUCGGUGGUGACGCCGCUGGUGAGGGCGCGCGGAAGGGGCGAGGGAAGGAGCAGAGAGGGAAAAGCAGGAAAGCCUCACCGGGAUGGAGGAGGAGGGGGGAAGAAGGCGGAUCGGCGGCGGGAGCUGGCGUUGAGCAGGGCCCAUCAAUUGACCGGCCGCCGCGCCCGGCUCCGCUGGGGCGCGUCGGGUAGACCCUGGAUAAAGAGAGGGGCCUCGCGCGGCGCGCGCGCGCGGGCGGCUCUGGCUCGGCCGAGCUUCCAAGGGGGGCAGCACGGAGCCACAGGGGAUCGGUGGAACGAUACUGAGUCCCAGUGGCUCUGCACCCCCCGAAAGAAACAGCAGCGGCGGCGAUCCUCAAGCUCCUGGCUGGGUUCGCCCAGUGCUGGGCCUCAGCCGCCGCUGCGGGCGGAGGCGGCGAGGCUCGCGGACGCGCCCGCGGCGGUGUCUGGAGACGGCGACCACGGCGGCGCUCGCGUGCUCGCCGAGUCGGGGCUCCGGCGAGCGGGCGCGGGCUUUGCCUCGUCGGGUCUCAGCGGGUUCAGCAGCGGCUGGCGCGCCAGCUCGGCGACGGCCAUGGCUGCCGCCUUCUCGCCCCGCCCGGCCGCCUGAACCAACUCGUCAAUGCGCUGACCCAGGCGCUGGUCCGUGAGCCACAGCUGCUCGUCCAGGGCGGAGAUGUCGCUCUGGCUGCUCUUCGCCAGCGCCCUCGUCUCGGCGCGGAGCUCCGCCGACAGGCGCUUCUGCAGGGAGCCGAGCUCGCCCUCCACGAACGAGGCGAAGCGCUGCCGCAGGCCCUCCACCUCGCCCUGCAGGGCGGAGUGGUUCCUGUCCGCCUGCCUCCGCAGAUCCUCGUGCCCCUCGCGCACGCGGAGCUCCAGCGCCUCGCGGCCGGCCACGGCGGCGGCGAUCUCCGCCUGCUGCCGCUCCAGCUCCGAGGCCAGGCGCCCGCACUGGUGCCGCGCCUCGCGCCGGACAUCCUCGGCCUGGCCGCGGCCCUCCUCGGCGGCCCGCCGCCCGGCGUCGACGCGCUCCUCCAGCUGCUGCAGCAGGUGCGCCAGCUCCUCCAGCUCGCGCCGCGCGCUGCCGAUGUCCUUCGUGGCGGCCGACUGCAGGGCGUCCAGCCGCUUCGCCAGCGCCUGCGCGGUCGCGGCCAGCUCCUGCAGGGUGGCCUCCAGCCCGUCGCGCGCCGCGGUCGCGGCCGAGGCCUCCCGCGCCGCGGCCUCGGCCCACCGCUCGGCCUCCUCCGCCCGGCACGCGGCGGACUGGAGCGCCGCCCCGACGCGGCCCUGCAGGUCCUGCUGCCACGCGAGCUCGUCCUCCUGGCGCGCCCUCGCGGCGCGCCGCGCCUCCUCGGCCGCCUCGGCGUGCCAGCCGCCCAGGCUGCCCUCCAGCCGCUGCACCGCGGCGCCCAGCUCGCCCAGCUCCCGGCGCAUGGCGGCCAGCGGGGUGCAGGCCUCCGCCAGCUCCUCGAGCUCCUGGCGGAGCCUGGCGGCGCUGUCGCUCUGGAGCCGCUGCAGCUCGGAGAUGCCCGCGCGGUGCCUGGCGGUGUCGUCGGCCUGCCGGCCCUGCAGCUCCUCCACGGCCGCGGCCUGCACCCGCAGCCUGGCCUCCAAGCCCUCGGCGUCCUGCCCCACCGUGCGCUGCAGCUCCUCCACGGUGGCCACCACGCGCUCCAGCGCGAGCGCCGAGUCCUGCCCGCCUCCCGCGCGCAGGGCGUCCACCGCCGCCGCGAGGCGCGCGUGGCCGUCCGCCAGGCCUGCCAGCUGGUCGCCCUGCUGCCGAAGCGCCGCCUCCAGCUGGCGGCGGCCCUGCUCCACCUGCUGCACCGCCACGGCCACGGCCGCGCUCGCCUCGCGGCGGCCCUGCUGCGCCAGGGCGCUCCCGGUCUGGCGGCUGGCCUGCUCGACCCGGUUGUCCACCAGGCACUCGAUCCAAGCGCGCAGCGCCGGAGUAUCGUACAGGCGUCCGCAACUGGCACGCCAGGCGGCGUCACGAUGGCCGUUGGCGUGGACUGGUCGCUCACGACGAUCGUCUGCUCCCCCCGCAGCGGCGACGCGGGCGGCGCCCCCGCGACGGAGCGCCCCAGGGCAUCGACGCGGCACGGAGGCUGCCUCGCCAUGGGCUCGGUGCACCAGGCCGGCUGCAUCUUCGGAAGCUAUGCUCCAGAGCGUGAUCCGAAACGGCU